Messenger RNA from Brassica oleracea var. oleracea, 2249 nucleotides. Its product is annotated as probable receptor-like protein kinase At1g67000. Bases 255 to 2237 code for a protein of 660 amino acids. NCBI's taxonomy places the organism in Eukaryota, Viridiplantae, Streptophyta, Magnoliopsida, Brassicales, Brassicaceae. The record is from RefSeq and is a predicted model, not a curated record. Gene Ontology annotation, molecular function: protein kinase activity; polysaccharide binding; ATP binding. The transcript has 4 exons. Gene Ontology annotation, biological process: protein phosphorylation.
UUUAAUUUGAAUUUGAGAAACCGGAUUUUAAUAUAGAACCAAUCAUCAUUUUUAACGAGUUUGACGGGCUUUUAACUGGGUUUGUCUGUAUAACUAAAAUUCGGUUUUUAACACAAUCCAAAACCGGUUCCGGCCGGGUCCAGUUUUCAGAAGACUGACUGAAACACAGGUUCUUCACCAUUUUCCUUCUUACAAAACUAAGACAUUCACUAAUCCUUCUUUCUUCACCAUUUUCCUAUUGACACCUCAACACAAUGAUCAUUCUGUUUCUAUCCCUUACAAAUUCUCUGUUCUACAGAAUCAUAUGGAUACACUUUGUGAUACCUUAUUGUGUUUCCUCAGCUGAUGAGCUUCACAGACGCUGCAGCCAAUCAUUUAGCUGUGGCGAUCAGACAGAUCUCUUUUACCCUUUCUGGAUACCUAGCAGAGUCGAAUGCGGCCACCCCGACUUCCAGCUCCAAUGCAGUGAAAGGUUUGCAGAGGUUAGCAUCUCCUCCGUGAAGUUCAGAAUCUUAGAGGCAAACUCUACCUCUCGUGUCAUAAGACUCGCCAGGUCAGAUUACAUCGGCGGUUUCUGUCCCCAACACUCAAUAAAUGCGCAGUUCAACGAAAACGUCCUUCCUUUCGUCCCUGGCACCGAUAAUCUGACAAUUUAUUAUGGAUGCUCACCAAACUUUCCACGGAGUUUUCCUCCUUUAGUUGGAGAACUUGACUGUGGUGGUGAUGAUGAGAAAAGUUACUAUGUGACGACAAACCUCUCGUCUCCUUUACUUAGCGAGAUUGGUGGCUUUUUAAACGACUUCAGCGGACAGUGCAAAAGAAACGUCAGUAUUCCUGCAUCUGGACCGGCGUUGAACACACUGCAGAAAAAUACAACUCAAGAUAAUCUGAAGAAGACUCUUCAAGAGGGUUUCAACGUUGGACUUAGCCAUGAAUGUUUGAUGUGCAUAGCCUCUGACGGUGCUUGUGGAUAUAACCGGAUCUCAAAUGAAUCUAUCUGUCAUUGUAUACAUCAGACGUAUAGCCUUACCUGCAGAAAGAAAGGCUUCUCUGCUGCCGCAAAAGCAGGAAUGGUAAUUGCUUUCGGAUUGGCACUGUUAUUUCUUAUAGUAGGGUGGCUUUGUUCCAUCAGGUGCAGAAAGAAGGCACAUGAAGCUCAAUACACAAGCAAAGACAUCCCAGUAACAGACCAGCAAAGGAAGACAUCAUCACAUGCUCCUAGAAAACUUAAUAUAAAGGCCCUUAUUCCAGUGAAACACUAUAGCUACGUGCAAGUAAAGAGAAUUACAAAGUCAUUUUCGCAAGAGGUUGGGAAAGGCGGAUUUGGAACCGUCUAUAGAGGAACCCUCGGUGAUGGCCGCAAGGUUGCUGUGAAGGUCUUGAAGAACACAAAGGGUAAUGGUGAAGACUUCCUCAGCGAGGUUGCAAGCAUGAGCGAAACUUCUCAUGUCAACAUCGUUACCUUGCUAGGAUUUUGUGCUGAGGGUACCAAAAGAGCAAUUAUUUGUGAAUUCUUGGAAAAUGGAGCUCUUGAUAAAUUCAUCGCAAGCAAUAGGUCAUCAAAUAUGGAAUGGACGAAACUAUAUGAGAUCGCAUUAGGCGUUGCUCGUGGGCUAGAGUACUUGCACCACGGAUGCAGAACAAGGAUUGUACAUUUUGACAUAAAACCGCAGAAUGUACUCUUAGAUGACAAUCUUUGCCCCAAAGUUUCAGACUUUGGCCUUGCUAAGCUCUGCGAGAGGAAAGAAAGCAUCUUGUCACUACUGGACAUGAGGGGCACGAUAGGAUACAUUGCACCUGAAGUGUUUUCAAGAGUGUAUGGUAGAGUCUCCCACAAGUCAGAUGUGUACAGCUAUGGAAUGUUGGUCCUUGAGAUGAUAGGAGCAAGGGCCAAAACAUCAACUGAAGACACUGUAAGUUCAGUGUACUUUCCAGAAUGGAUCUAUAAGGAUCUUGAGAAGGAAGACAAUAUAAGGCUUAACGGGAAUGGAAUCAUUUGUGAAGAAGAGGAGAUAGCAAGGAAGAUGACAUUGGUGGGUUUGUGGUGUAUUCAAUCUUCCCCUUCAGAUCGCCCACCCAUGAACAGAGUGGUAGAGAUGAUGGAAGGGAACCUGGAUGCUAUGGAAUUCCCUCCGAGACCUGUUUUUCAUAUUCCCCCAGCACCUCUUCAAGAAUCUUCUACGCUUUCAGAGAGUCAUUCGGUUUACACAGAAAUAUGUUCCAUGAAUGUCGCAUAAAGAAAGAAAACU